Molecule: messenger RNA, 2133 nt
Organism: Symbiodinium pilosum
Lineage: Eukaryota; Dinophyceae; Suessiales; Symbiodiniaceae
Source: the annotation of a GenBank genome assembly
AUGAAUGAGUCUCGAUCCAGGCAGCGUCGUGAGGUGCGACUCUACUUGACAGGCCAGAACGCAUCCUAUGAGCUCGUAUCCAGGAUCAUGAAGUUUGUGGACUACAAGCUGGAGAGAACCCUGACAGUACAGCUUGACUCCGACUUGGUAUCGCCAACUCUGCAAGCCGAGCUUUUUGUUUCCCAACAUUCUGGCUACUUGUGCAAUAUUCCGAUUUUUGCUGUUGCUGCAGACGUGUAUCCUGACAUCUUUGCCAAGAUCUGUGCGUCUUUGCAGAAGCAGGCCUAUGAGAAAGGUGAGAGCGUGUUUAUGGUUGGUGACUUGGCGGACCGCCUCCACAUCACCGCUGCUGGGGUCUUUGAAUUCGACGAGUUGCCUGCGAAGUCUAGCCCAGAAAGGAUCCAAGGAGAUGAGGCCCAUUGGUUCUCCGAAAUUGGGCUCUAUGCUGAGUUUGUGCUGCACGCCGCAACUUUGAGAGCCAGGAACAUUGCAGAAGUUUUCACGCUCACAGGCGAUGACCUGCUGUCUUGUGUGCACGGCUCACCCAGCUGCACCACUAUGUUCUAUGAGUAUGCCAAAGACUUCUUGGCGAUGCAACGAAGCACUCAUGAUCAGCAUCAUAACCAAGUGGCAUAUGCGCGCCAGUGCUGCGACAAGAACACGCAUUACCGAAACCUGCGACCUGAUGAGAAGAAGAUGUUCCAUAACAUUGAUAUUCUGGCCAGCGUUAAAGCAAAACAGGAGACGGAAGCGGCCUCGUGCCCAGUGGAAUCCUUGGCUGGUCUGCUGGUCAGUGUGGCCGGCCAGCAUGCGGAGUGGGAUGCCUCAAGAGUUGGGAAACAGCUACAAAGCCUACUGCCCGAGCUACAUUCUCAAGUGGGUUCAUAUGCUGUCUUCGAGGAAUCAGCUGCUCGAGAGCAGGCCGAAUCUGCAUGUGUGAGCACAGUCGCCCUGCUCAGCAAUCGCUAUGACAUCUACACUGAGCAGCAGCUUAACGGCGACAAGCUCACUGCGUCUCAGUGGGAGCAGCUGCAAGCUCUUGUCAGGUGGUCAGCGCCGUCGGGCAAUGAGAAGUUUGCAGCGCUUGUCCUUUUGGCCAUCAGAGCCUUGGGAAAAUCCAGGGCUGUUCGCCAGCAGGCCGGCGAGGCAGAUCCUGACCGAGCUAUUUUGCAUCUCAUGGACUUGGCAACGCAGGUAGUGCCGUCUGUCGCAAGCUUGGAACCACCUAUGCUUGCCCUCGUUGAAGAGGCCCUCCUCGCCCAGGAAAUUUUCAAGCUUGCUCAGAUGAUGCAGGGAGAGAACGUUCCUGGGAACAUUGCCGAUUUGAGAGACUUCUUCGCAGACCGCAGCAUGGACACCUUCCGUUUCUACAUUUUUUACUUGUUGGGCUUCAUCAGUGGAAUCUCAGGAGGCCGCGGGUCCAAGUUCAUGGAGGCCAAGAAUGCGGAUGCUGCGAUCUCGGCGAUCCACAUGCUGAAGCACUUGCUCGAAAAAUCCCCUGCGGCCAUCUAUUGGAAUUAUCUUAUUUCUCGUGCUGCUCCGUUUGGGCUGCAACCCCGGACGGCAGAAGAACUGGCUCUAGUGCGCCUUGCAUGUUUGAGCCGCAUCCGCAGUGCUGCUGAGCUACAUGUCCUGCAACAUGCUUGGCAAGCUUGCAGCCCCACAGAAAGAUCGCUUCUGGUGGACCACUUCCUCAUGGAUGGGAUUCGAGAUCGUGCGUUCGUCCUCCAGUUCUUGCCGGACUGCAUCUCCAACGCUCGCUGGAACCCAGUGGUGGGUCUGACUGUGCUCUUGCAAGUGCUGGUGGACCUGAUCAGCAAUCUCAUUCCUGCCGUCAGUAACAUGCCAAAGCUGAAUGGAAGGAAGAUAGUCAGAGUGGACCUGUCAGAUCUCAGCGCUUUCGCUGCUGCAGUGCGAAAUCGGUUCAUCUUCCGCUCCUGCAUCUCUCGAUGUAAGCUUUCCUCCUCAAAGGCAACCGUCAUCAUCCAGUUGUCUGAUGACAAUUGGACACGAGCAAAUCAGGAGGAAACCGAUUUCUCCAACCUGGCUUACGCUGUGAGAGACCUUUUGGUGCAAAAGCGCUUGGAAGGCAGCCGCGUGUCUGCGGAAGCUUUCAGUACAGAAAGGGUAUGA